AAAUGGAAUUCGAAUUAAGAGAAAUACGUUAUUAAUGACUGAUCAGCGUGUAUUGGGGAAGGGGGUCGGUAAUCGUCAUCACUUCGCACAUAUCGGCUCCAGGGAUUCAGAUCCCGGAUAUUUAAUGGAUCUACCUGCGCUGUGCACUCCAGCAUCAUUACGCCUACGCGAGAUAGUGCGCGCCGCCAAAAAUUCAAUCGACACGUCACGCUGCUGUGUGUAUCAACAUUGAAAAAUCAAUGGUAACCCGUGACGUAGGUGUCCCGCCUCAAUGACGGCCAAUGAGUGCGCGCGCCUACCCCCUCCACCCGCUUGCGAGAACGUUGCUUAUUCACGCGCAGACCGGCGUGCUCAUUCUGCAGCGAGCUGCCGUAUCGAACGGACGUGAAUUUCGAGUAGCUGUCAAAGGGACGACAAGACGUAAUUAAAGAAACAUAUAUAUCGAGCGAUAUACAGGGUGGCAGGAACGCACUUGUGAAAGCGUGUAUGCAGUUUUCCAGCCGACAUUAGCCAGGCGGAUAGGACGCAGCAAUUGUCAUCGAGCGAUUGUAAUCGAUAACGAAGAUCGACAGAUCGAUACGUUAUCAAGGCGCCAGCGCGCAAAACGAUAUCGACGAUAUUGAUUUUUUUCGGCGGAGCCACGUGACUGCGAGUUAAAACUUGCGAGGUAGAGUCGUAACGAGAUCAGCGGAAAAAAUUAUCGGCCGAAGUCAUCGACGGACGUUGAGAUAGUCAGGAUCCACUCUCUUUAACGCGACGAGGUGUCGAACGAGCUGUUGAACUUUCUAGAACUGCUACGAGAGCGACAGAGAGAGCAAGCGAAGGAAGAGAGAUAAGAGGACAACUCGGGCCGACGACGUGCGACGACCGAGACAGAGACAGGGAUAGUGAGCGUGAAGAAUCGACGAAAGGAAAGACAGAGUUAGAGUGCACGCACACCGGCAGACGACAUGGCGUUUAUGAUGCCCGUGGUGAAAAACGAAUGGGAUAUUUACAAGACUAAUCGCAGCCGGCGCUCCUCCGAGUGUUCCAAUCCGCAGGCCUGCCGUAGCAGAAAGGUCUGGCGAACUAGCAGGCACAACCGUCUUGCAAAGUGCGACACAUCUGAUCACCCUUCUGUCUCGAUUCUUAUGGUGUCCGAAUGUUCCAAGUCGGAGGGUCCGUCGUUGUCGACCUCCCCCGGCUCCGAUUUCCUGACCUCGCCGGCGCAUCGGUCCGUACCGUUGACCUCGCGUCACUUCUCAAGGACAUCCUCGAGGGCAUCUCAGAGUUCCCUGCAAAGUCCAAGUAAAAGCACGAGCACGUCGCCGCCGAAGACUGGCAGUUCGAACUCCCUCAACAAGUUCCAUAACCGAUUGGUCGACAAGUUGAAGCGCUCGCUGAAGAAGGCAGAGGACUGCGCUGAAGAUCAGCGAAACUUAUCGUGAAACAGUCAAGUGGUUUUGGGCCGGCCACCCGUAUCCGGUUCGAAACCAAUCGAGAUCCGACGCACUUCGGCACCCGCUACCACAUCCGAGUCGAGUAGCAACGCGGCGGCACGCUCGUGUCCGGAUCCAUCUUCAGCUUGGUAGAGAAGAGAGAACAUAAGAAAGGAAAGAGAGAAAGUGAGAGAAAGAUGAUAGCGACAGCAACAAAAAAUACGUGUAUUAGAAGGAAGAGAUCGAGUGAGAGAAGAAGAAUGUGUGUACAAGAAUGAGAAAAUCAAUGAGGGAAAAGAAGGAAGAAGAAGAAGCGAAGAAAUCAACUUUCGCUCGUCGCACGUUUAGCUUGAGUAUGUUCGAAAGCGAGCGCGUACAAGAUUGUUAACCCAGCACAAGCAAGAAGAAAGAAGGGUGGCAUGAUCCUGGAGUCGUUAUUUUCGAACCAUUGGAUGUCGAUAGUCGAUCAUGGAUAAUCGAUCAAGGAUCCUCAGGGGUCAAGAGAUACCUCGAUCGAGCGAUCGAACGAUAGGAGGAGCCUCAAUGAACACUUGAGAUGAUGAAAAGAGAUGUUGAUUGCAACGCUUUUAGAAUAACAGCGCGACAAUUUCGAUAUAUAAGGAGUGAAGAACAUCGAUAAACAGAAGAAUAUUCCAUUCUACGGAUCUCCUAGAUAAAUCUAAGGAUCUGAUUAGAAGAUGAUGAGAAAAAGGAAAUAGUAAUAAGAUGGGAAUCCUGAAAAAUUCGCAGUUUACAUCAGAUCGAACUAUUCGAUCGAAUCUCUCGUAGCAGAGAUUUCGAAGAUGACUGGAGAGCAUCAGCAAUUAAGGGAUAAUCGUUGGAGCAGCAACAGCGCAAAAAAUAAGAUAGCAGGGGCAGAAGAUGAGGAAGGGAGAAAAAGAAUGAGAUGGAUAAACCGCAAGAAAGAAAGACGGGAUUGUGUGUUUGCGAACAUCGGCUAGUGUGAUAAAACAGAAAUCAUUUUGUAUAUUGAGAUGCAUACCGGAUAAUUUCCAAAAGUUGCCGCUUUAUGUAAGACUGCUUUAGUGAAACAAAAAAAAACAGAAACUAAAAGUAUAAAUAUCGAUAUAAGACGAUUUUAGGACGCCGUGGUGCUGGACGGAAUAUUGGGACACACGAUGUUCGAUGGGCUUAUAUUAAAUUUAAAAUCAACAGUAUAAUAUUGUAUAUUAUAUUAUACACACAUAAUAAUUUUUUGUAUAAAAUAUCUCUCUCUAGGACUUUCAAUAGUAUGCAAAUUUUCGCAUAACACAAAUUAAAAGAUAUUUUCAGAUUGAAAGUUUUUAAUAUGUGGAUUUAUUGUCUUAAAUUGGAUAAUUAAUUGCUUGCAUAUCUUUUCGAUAUACAAGUAAUGGAUAUGGAUUUUUAAUUUUUCUUUAUUCACAUAUACUUUGUUCCUCUCACGAAUUUACUGCCAUUAGCGCGAACUGGGUUUCACGAUCCAAUUCAUACGUGUGUCCCAAGAUUUCGCCGGUUGAUUCGUACUGAUUAGAAAAAUGAUGUUAUUAGAUUUUAGAGAUUGACGAGAUAUAUAUAAUACAAUCUAUUUAUUACGGCGGCCUCGGACCGCGGAGUAAACGUGGAUUGGGAUCUUUCUUCAAUAAAAUUAUCGAAUUUCAUAUUAAAUGUCUAUCGCAUUAAUCUUUACCUUUUUUCUAGGUAUAUAAAUACGUAGAUAAAGAGAAGUAUUUUAACAUUGCGCAGUCUCUCGAUCCACUUUCAUUCUACGGUCGCAACGCGAUUGCAAAGCUAUACACGUGCAGAUAUAUAUGUAUACGUAUAUAGUAAAAUUAUAUAUGUAUGCAUAUAUACGCGUAAUAUGUACAUAUUAUUUAUUACGCGACGACUCGACUAUUUUUUCUAUUACUACUAAAAUUUUACGGUUAUUUGUUAUACCUCACUCGGGACAUUUUGAGCGGGUUUUUAGCGCGUGUUUGAGGAGAAGCGCCAAGACUUUUGCGAAUUUACACAGCGCGAAUGAUUUUUCUGCGUCUCUUUUUUUAUAGCAAUUAGUAUGUGCGUCAAUCUUUUCAGGAUAGACAUUGAACGUUACAAAUUGUCAUAAAUCACAUAUGGAAUUAAAUCUUAUUCUUGAUAAUGUGCAACAUAUAUAUGACUAUAGAAGAAGACAAUUAAUUUCAUCAAUUUCAUUGUUAAUGUAAGUAAAAUUUAGAUAGUUACAGAUUUUUCUUUAUUUCUAAAAUAUUUCAUCACUAAAAGAUUAAUCUAGGCUCCGUGAAAAAAAUUAUCUUGCAAAAGUUGUACUUGUUGGACGAAACCCAAUAUCAUCGUCGAUUGCUCAAGUACUUUCUCCUCACUCACGACGAUUGAAUAUCACUGCCAAAAGCCCAAGAUUAUAAUAAAAUAAAACAAAAAAAAAAAUAGCGUAGCUCGAUCGGACCCCGCAUUUCGGUCGCUCUCGAUCGCGCCGUCUCAUCUGUUCUGUCCUUUAUUCACGCAUACAUUGUCUCUCCAGUUUAUAUGAAUAUAUUUAUUUUUCGACGAAUAGCCACUUAUGUUGUUGAAAAAAUCCGUUCGCUUUUUUUCACAUUAAUUUAGCGCCGAUGACGAUACCAAUUCUAGCCAGUGAUUAAUUAUAAAACUCUUAUAAAACUUAUAUUUUCUCUGCGAUAUAUAAAAAAAGAUUGUAAAAUAAGGUAAACAGUACAAAGACGAAAUGUUUGAAAUAUGAAUUAACAUUUAGGAAGCCAUAGCUCUAACAUUUCUCUUUCAGGAAAUAAAAAUGUAGGAAAGAAUCUUCGUGCAAUAAGUAUUUUAUAAAUGCUUAUAGAAUGCAGAAUUUUAUAGCGAUGGAUACAUUGUAAUGCUUGACUUAUAUACUUUUAUAAAUAUAUUUAUGCAAAAACCGAUUGUAAAUCAAAACUUGAUUAUUUCCUAUUGAUAUAAAUCCUAUUUUAUUGAUUCUUUUUCUAUUAUUAACGCUUCAACAUUUCAAGAAAGUUAUUUUAUAGAAUACUUAUUCCUGUAUUUAUAUGUGUUAUUAUGCUGAUGCUCAUAAUUAUCCUGUUUGUCAUACGCAAUAAACAAUAUAAUUAUGUAUACGACUUGUAUUUUUAAUGCGAUGAUUCAUCUUCAGUAGAGGAAGUAUCGGCAUAAAAUUGAGAUUUAGUCUCACUUUCGCAAAGACGAAAGCAAGUUAUCGUAUCGUCGUCGAGAUCGCUAAUUAUCCGAGAAUUUCGUAGUCGAAGAGAGAUGCGAGCGAAAGCGAAACGGUGUGGGCGCACAUUCCAUGUGUAACGAUUAUACAUACGUGUAUAAAGUAAUCAUCUGUUAGAGUUUGAUAGGAAAUUCAUACAAACACACACGUACACACGGGCAUGCGAAAUAUUAUACUGGAAGAUGAUAAAUGAAUAAUAUAUAUGAAGUUUUCGAAGCUUACAUAAUAGACUUCGGUUUAUCAUUAUUAUGUAUCGUGAUUUUUAUGUCAUGUUCAAUAAAUGAGUUUUAAACUGCUUA
This is a messenger RNA of Camponotus floridanus (Florida carpenter ant), 4916 nucleotides long. RefSeq lists its product as uncharacterized. The transcript has 4 exons. Lineage: Eukaryota; Metazoa; Arthropoda; Insecta; Hymenoptera; Formicidae. The record is from RefSeq and is a predicted model, not a curated record. Bases 951 to 1427 code for a protein of 158 amino acids.